GAGGAGAGAGAAACAGAGAGAGAGAGAGAGAGAGAGAAACAAAGAGAAGCAGAGAAAUGGGUAAGGUAGUAGAGAGGAAGAAGAAGAAGAAAGGUCGUCCUUCUCUCUUAGAUCUUCAAAAACGCACUCUCAGAGAACAACAACCACAACCACCACCUCAACCACCACAACCACAACACCAGAAGCGUAAUUACAACUCUGCCCCUCAUUCCGCUCCUAAUUACCGAACUACCCCUCCUCCUCAUCCUUCUCCUUCUUCCGCCGCCGCUCCUCUCCGCCGAUCCACUCGCCGCAACCCUAUCCCCGACGAAGACGAAGACGAAGAAGAAGAAGAAGAAGAAGAAGAAGACUCGAACUCGAACUCGAACUCCGACGAUAACGGCAACGGCAACAACGGCAACGAAUCCUCCGCCGGGAAGAAAAAGCGCCGCCGGGAGAAGAAGCUCAAGCUGGUUCUCCGGCUGCCUCCUUCGCAGAAGUCCUCGCUCAAUUCCGCGUCUUUGAAUUCGUGCAACUCCGAUUCCAUCGCCGACGACGACAACGCCGCCGCCUCCGAUUCCAACAAGAAGCGUAAGAUCAAUGCGAUCCCUCGUGGAUCUGACUCUCUCAAGGAUGAGAAGUCUAUUUCUGGUACAAACCCCACAAGCACCCACCAAGGGGGUCAGUUGGAUUCGGGUCCCUCAACGCCUUUACCAGAUAAAAAGCUGCUACUAUUCAUCCUCGACAGGCUUCAAAAGAAGGACACUUAUGGUGUAUUUUCCGAGCCCGUGGACCCAAGUGAGCUUCCUGACUAUCAUGAGGUAAUUGGGCACCCAAUGGAUUUUGGAACUGUGAGGAAGAAAGUUUCUGGUGGAGCUUAUGCCACUUUGGAACAGUUUGAGAAAGAUGUAUUCUUAAUCUGUUCGAAUGCAAUGCAGUAUAAUGCACCUGAUACCAUAUAUUUUCGACAGGCAAGAUCCAUACAUGAGCUGGCAAAAAAGAACUUUGAAAAUUUGAGGCAAGAUAGUGCUGAUGAUGAACCAGAGCCCAAAAUAGUGAGAAGAGGCAGACCACCAACCAAGAAUUUAAAAAAAUCGCUGGGCAGGCCUUCCUUGGAGCGUGCUGGCUCAGAGUUUUCCGCUGAUGCCACUCUUGCUACUGGGGGAGAAAACAACUGGUCCAAUGAUCUGAGAAAAGGAGCUCAUCUUUCAGACAAAUCUGCUUUGGCAGAUUCAUCUGGACGAUUCCAUGGUUCUCGCAAUAAUGAUGUUUAUACUAAUUGGAUGGCCGAUAACAAAUCUGAGAGGAAUGAUGAAUUUCCAGGUUCCAUGAUGAAGGGUUAUCAAAUAAAGAAUGGGAAGAAACCAUUUGUACUUGAUGAGACCAGACGGAAUACAUAUAGGCAAUCCCAUCCAUCAGCUAGUGGACGAGAGCCAUCUGUGUUAGCUACUUUUGAUAUAGAGAGGAAGCAGCUAAUGGCUGUAGGGCUUCAUUCAGAGCAGGGGUAUGCAAGAAGUCUGGCUCGUUUUGCAGCAAAUCUUGGACCCAUCGCUUGGAAAGUUGCUUCUAAAAGGAUAGAAAGGUCUUUGCCUGCUGGCAUUAAGUUUGGCCCUGGAUGGGUUGGAGAAAAUGAUGUCAUACAACAGAGGCCACUGCUACUCCCUUCAUCGUUACCAGGACAGCUAUCACCAUUGCAGCCAUUUCCUGUUAUCAAAAGUUCAUCCUCUACUGUGACACCUUGUGCUGUUGAAUCGAAGGGAGAUGAUUUGUCAGAGAUGAUGCCUGAAGGGAAUAAUUCAUCCGAGAAACAUGUACCUUCUGCUCACUCAGCUUUGGAUGAACAUCCAAGCAAGCACCUCCCUCCGUCUGCCACCACCUCAUCAACCCCAUUUGCCACAAAUAAAUCUCCUGAACCUCUGACAGGAAAAGCAGAAGUUGCUCAAGGAAUAAAUUCUAACUCUGGGAUUAACAUAUUGAAUAGCAGUACAGGUGCAAUCAGGCCAAGGCCGUCCUUUCCAACUCACCAAAGCCCUGUAAUUCACCCCGGCAUGAAUGGAUUUAGUGGCUCAUAUGGGUUUAACAUUGCUGCUCACAUGGGGAAACUAAUUGGAGCAGCCAGGCCUCCUGGUUUUAACUUACAGUCGUCGCAGGUGCUUGACACAGUCUCUAGGACUAAUACUAACUUCAUCCAUCCGGGGACUGCAAACAGCCUUAACUCAGAAGACCCUUCAACAAAUUCUGGCAGCUCAUUGCCAAACUCUGGGAGUGAGGCAUUGACUCCCCCAAUAAGGGGGCUUCAUCCGCGGCCAACUUGGCAAGGGUUGUCACCACAACAGAAAACUGAAGCUAGAUUGACACCACAACAGAAACCAGAUUUGGUUCCACCUGACCUGAAUGUCAUAUUUCAGUCUCCAGGAUCCCCUAGUUCUAGCCGGGUUGAUUCGGCACAUCCAGAUUUAGCAUUGCAGCUAUGAGAAUAAUUCAAUUUUUUUUUCAUCUCUUUUAACCAUAGAAAGGUGGGUUUAUGAUUUGUUGCUCCUAGUUAUGAGACCAACAGGGGGUUUCUAAAUGUGGGGCCGAUUAGAGCCGCACCUAAUUGUAUUGUAGAAGAGUGUAGGUUGUUCCUGUACAGAUUAAUGUAUUCUAAUUCUUAGGCCCACAAGGAAAAAAAAAAGGUUUCAUUUGUAACAUUGGAAACCAUUAUUUAGCAAGAAUUUGUUAGAUAAUGUAAGAUGUUUAUUUUAUAUUAUAAUCCUCUGUUAAUUAUAACAAAUAGAAGUUGCUUGA
This is a messenger RNA of Quercus lobata, 2766 nucleotides long. RefSeq lists its product as uncharacterized. Bases 57 to 2453 code for a protein of 798 amino acids. The record is from RefSeq and is a predicted model, not a curated record. The transcript has 9 exons. Lineage: Eukaryota; Viridiplantae; Streptophyta; Magnoliopsida; Fagales; Fagaceae. Gene Ontology annotation, molecular function: protein binding.